CCCCUCUCUCUACCCGCGCAAGGAACUCUGGGAAAGCGAGUCCAGACUCUCUGAAUAAUUCAAGCUCCCAUUCCUCCUCUUCUUCUUCCCACCGCUAACAAGAUGCCGGCUGUACAUCACAAACUGCUCCUGGAGGAGGCUUUGCAGGACAGUCCUCAGACUCGCUCUUUGCUCAGCGUGUUUGAGGAGGAUGCUGGGAUGCUCACGACCUACACCAACCAGCUGCUGCAGUCGUUGCAGCGGGUGUUUGGAGCCCAGAGCGAGAUGGGAUUGGCCACAGAGCAGCUCUCAAAGCAGCUCUUGGAGUAUGAGAAGAAAAAUUUUGCCCUUGGAAAAGGUGACGAAGAGGUAAUCACCACGCUGCAGAACUUCGCCAAAACCGUAGGGGAGCUGAACUCGCUCCACUCUGAGCUAGCCAACCAGAUGGCCGACAGCAUGGUUUUCCCAUUGAUCCAGUUCAGGGAGAAAGACCUUACAGAGAUAAGCACACUGAAGGAAAUAUUUGGCAUCGCCACUGACGAGCAUGAGGCAGCUAUGGUCAAAUAUAGCCGAUUGCCCAAGAAGAAGGAGAACGAGAAGCUAAAGUCAGACUUGGUGAAGGAGGUGGCCUACACCAGAAGGAAGCAGCACCAGGCGUCACUGCAGUAUUAUUGUGCCCUCAACGCCCUGCAGUAUCGCAAGAGAGUAGCUAUGCUCGAACCUAUGCUGGGCUACACGCAGGCGCAGAUCAGCUUCUUCAAGAAAGGCGUUGAGCUGGUAUCAAAGAAGAUGGACAACUUUCUCUCCUCCGUGUCCAACAUGACGCAAAAUAUCCAGGCCCAGCUGGAUGCGGAGGCGGAGACCAUGCGUGGGUCCCAGAGGGAGCUUCUGUCUGUGGAGGACACUGUCUACAUGCCAGAUAAAGACAUUGAGCCUGUCAAUCGCACGCUUAUCCAGAAGGCUGGCUACCUCAACAUUAGGAAUAAAACAGGCCUGGUGACCACAGCCUGGGACCGGCUGUACUUCUUCACCCAGGGAGGGAAUCUCAUGUGUCAGCCGCGCGGGGCGGUGGCAGGGGGAAUGGUGCUGGACUUGGACAACAGCUCCGUCAUGGCUGUGGAGUGCGAGGACAGACGCUACUGUUUUCAGAUAACCUCCCCCUCAGGCAAAACGUCAAUGAUUCUACAAGCUGAGAGCAAAAGGGAAUACGAAGAAUGGAUUUGCACUGUGAACAACAUUUCCAGACAGAUCUACCUGACUGACAACCCAGAGGCUGUGGCUAUCCGUCUGAACCAAACGGCCAUUCAAGCAGUCACCCCCAUCACCAGCUUUGAGAAGAGACCAGAAGGCUCGCCCAACCCUGACAGAGCGAAACCAGGAGGUGUGCAUGUUGCCGGCAGCGGAUCCCAGAAGACAGGCACUGCUCCGGAAGCAGAGGACCUGAUAGCCCCAGGGACACCCAUCCAGUUUGACAUCAUGCUGCCGGCCUCUGAGUUUCAGGACCAGAACAGAGCUGGAGGAAGACGCACAAAUCCAUUUGGAGAGACCGACGAUGACUGUUCAACAGAAAGUGACGACUCCCUCCUGCAGCAAGUGUUCGCCGUGCGCUUCCUGGGGUCGAUGGCGGUGCGCUGUGGCGACAAUCAGGAGGUCAUCUAUGAGGCCAUGAGGCAGGUGCUGGCUGCCCGAGCCAUACACAACAUCUUCAGGACCACAGAGUCCCACCUCAUGGUCACCAGCAGUAGCCUCAGGUUGAUUGACCCUCAGACUCAAGUUACAAGAACAAGCUUCCAGCUCGGAGAAGUUUGCCAGUUUGCAGCCCACCAAGAGAACGGGAGGUUGAUGGGAUUCGUGGUCGAGGGCAGAGACUGGAGCGACGGCGACGAGGAGGGGGAGCCUUCGUUUAGCGCCUUUGUCUUUGAGAGCAACACGGAGGGCGAAAAGAUAUGUUACACCAUAAGCUUGGCGAAGGACAUCACGGAAGCUAAGAAGGACCCGGAGGCCCUGGCCCAGCUCAUGAAGAACAUGCCUCUAACCAACGAUGGUAAAUUCCUGCUGCUGGAGCCUGAGACGGGCGACACGACCAACCCAGAUGGACAAGAGGACUCGGAGUCUGAGGCCUAGGACUAGUACUCAAACUCGUACUAGUACUAAAAAGCCAAGACCAGGGAACAUGGUCCAAUGUUUUGCCCAGAAAAGAAGGGCCUUUCCAUGGAUGAAGAUGUCAUCCCACCGAGCUCUAACUCUGGUACUGUAACACCCAUAAUAGAGACUGCACUUCCAUUUAACCAUUGUUACCCUGUGUUACUAGAUUUUACUGGACUGUUUCUUUGCUGUAACGAAAGCAGACGACAUAAGCACAUCUCAUUAGAUCUGCUUUUCUACAGUCAGACUGCAGCAUGGGUCUUUGGGAUCUGGAAUUGUUUUCAUACCACUGUUGGUGGUGGUACUUGCAUACAAAAGGGACACUAUAUAUAUAUAGGUAUUGAUUGUGUUUCAUUGUCUUCUAAUAUCCCCGGCCCAUCUUACAGAAGGGAAGGUGGUGAAUCCUCUGCUUCAGUUUAGGUUUACAUACAUUUUUCGUUUUAAAGAGUUUCGAGUUGGUGUGAGGAGUUUAUUUCUUUACGUUGUUUUACAUGUUAACUUGUACGUAAGGCUCUUAUGCAACUACUUUGGCAUUUAUUUGUGUAUAAAAAAAAGAGUUCCUUUAUCUGUUUUAAUAAUGAUCUACAGAAUGCACUAAUCGAGUUAUUUGAAGGAUACCAGACUUUUAAGACGACGGAGGUUACAUCAGGUCAUCCGGUCUAUCUUAUGCAUUCCAUCUGAACUGAAUUAAUGUCACAUUUUACAUUAUUCCCGCGCUACGAAGCAAGUCUUAAGAUGAACUGUACUGUAUGCGAGGCCGUCCUUGACGAGUUCAAAUAUUCUUAGGUAAAAUUUAAAAGAAGAAAGUGCGCUCUGCUUCCAUUUCUUGAAAGCCUGUGUAAAUAUGAACCGUCCAAGUGUCUAUAUGAUGUUUAAUCAGAGUCGGCUGCAUUAAAAGCUUUCUGAUUUAAUACGCUUGGACUGAUGCAGUGCAUGAUUAAGUAAUGUUGUUCUUUCUCAGUCCCUUUGCAGAAGAUUAACACCUUCACUUGAAGCACUAAGCCGUAAUACUAAAAAAAACAAAGUUUAGUGAGAUAUUACAGUAACGCAUGUAGGCAAGACCACAGCGAGGCAUUAUGUAGUCACUGAAAGGCAAUUCGCUCUCUGCACAUGCAUAUGAAUACUAAUCAGAACAGGAAAAACUGAGGGUGAAGCGAUUGAUCCGUGAAAUUCUGCCUUUCUCCUCUGAAUACCAGUGCAGUUUUGUUCCAUCUCAGCCCCUGUACCCGGCUGUAACACUAAUCUUAUCGGACAGUGGAAGCCCGUGGUGCAUUAUGUGAAUGUGACAUGUUUUGUACUUUGUAAUACAGAUGAGGGUCAAAACCACUGACAUGACGUGGAUCGUGAAAAUGACAUUGUGUUGAUCAGUGCGUGCUUUUUCUGUUUUUACUCUACGUCAGAGCAGCAGCGUGGCUUAAACAAGGAAUCAGUGUGGAUGUUUCAUGUAGGACUGCCUGCUCUCUUACUUUUGAUUAUGUUUGAUCGCUCGUGGCACUUCUUAUUGUAAUUUUAAAAAGUGGAGAAAUGCGCUGUCUGGCUGAGAACGUACCACUCUCUCAUCUGUCUAAAUAUGAAGUUGCAUCCAGAAGCCGGUGAGCAUAGCACAUAGGAGUAGAAACAGCUAGUCUGGCACUGUUUAACUGUCUAACUGCUCCUCUAGAUAUCACUAAUUAACACUUUAUAUAUUCAAUUUUCACAGAUGGUUAUGUGCCGGGCUAUUUCUUGGCCGCAACUAGGAACUUCCUGGAGUCUCUGGUCUGUCACAGCCAAGAAAUAGUCUGGCACAUAAGCCCCCCCAUCCCCUCCUGUAAAACGUGGUUUUUACUCUCAUGAACAAACAAGGUAGAACUUGUGUGUAAAUUUAAUUAGUGAGCUUUACAGGCGCUCGUCCUCUGUUCCAGCCUCAUAUUUAACCAAAUAUAACAGAGUGGUAUGUCUUCUCACACAGCUCACAUAACUCUCCUCCACAAUCCUAAAUGUUGAACUUCCAAGUCGUCAUGAUUAAUCUUUAUGUUGCCUGAUGUAAAUGCGAGUCAGCGCGGUCUUCUCAUGCUAUAAAAGAAAAAUCCUGUCUGUCCGAUAGACUUGUAACGUCUUUCCACAGGUGCUGGUUGAGACACACCUUUUAAUAAAAACUACAACAAUGCAUACAAACAUGCUUAAUGCAUUCAUGAACCAGAAGUCUGAGAUUUUGUUGAUUGAUGGCUCAGUUGGAGAGAGAGAGGAGUUUCUUCAACUUUUACCGUCCAGUCACCAAACCAAAUCCUCUUACCGUCCGCGGCAUGCUGGAUGCCCCCCCUAAUGCUUAUUACAGCUGUGCUGCAUAGUCUUGAUAUAUAUGUGUGCUUUAUGAGUAAUGCACCGUCAGGAAAAAAAA
This is a messenger RNA of Larimichthys crocea (large yellow croaker), 4501 nucleotides long. RefSeq names its product adaptor protein, phosphotyrosine interaction, PH domain and leucine zipper containing 2 (gene appl2). Gene Ontology annotation, cellular component: cytoplasm; endosome membrane. Gene Ontology annotation, biological process: signaling. Gene Ontology annotation, molecular function: protein binding. The record is from RefSeq and is a predicted model, not a curated record. NCBI's taxonomy places the organism in Eukaryota, Metazoa, Chordata, Actinopteri, Sciaenidae. The transcript has 21 exons. The coding region runs from base 103 to 2103 and encodes 666 amino acids.